GGAAGGCAACAUCUAUUUCCACAUUUGCAUUUCUUACCGUUCCAUUGCCUUUUGUAGGUGCCGUACCGAAAGUCGUAUAAAGUCGACCUCAAUGUCGGGAGUCUUUUUAAGUAAUGUGGACGACUACUUGGCACCGUCGCAAGCCUGUGUGAAUCCUCUCUUUAGCACCGACAAAAAGAAAGACGACGAGAAGAAAAGUGGAGUUGUGGGAACCCUCUCCAAUGGUAACCAUGCCAACGACGACCCGAACAGCUUCGACACCGCUGCUGCCUCGGAGAACCCAGCGAUUGUCCCAAGGAAACGGGUGCGUCGUCGUCUUCCUGCAGCAAUCACCGCUUCUUCCGACUGGACACCCAGAGUCCCGAAGGAUCCGGUGCAGGCGUCCAUUGCUGACUGCUUGGCCUGCUCCGGUUGCGUCACGACGGCUGAGACGGUCUUGCUGGAAACGCAACACAGUGUCGUAGCUUUGAAAGAGCUGAUUGCGAAAAAAGAAAACGAUCGUCCCAAAAUCGUGGCGACCAUUUCUCCCGCCGCUUGGGCCGAUUUGCAUCGUCAUCUCAGUCGUGAAUUCAACUGCUCCCCUAGCCUGUCGCUAUCGGCGCAGCAACGAUGGACUAUUCUAUUAUGGAGAGCGCUGAAGAUUUCGAGCGUCUUGGACGGCAACAUACCUUUGGCUUGGUCAUUGGAGGAAGCGGCGUUGGAAUUCUGUCGCGCUUAUAAACGAAAGCAAACCACGAACGAUCCGGACGCCAUGGCAGUUGACGUUCCCCAAGACGAGCUUUGGCAGCAGCAGCUUAUUCCUUCUUUUGCAGAAUCACGAUCGCAGUCGCAGUACUACGUCAAUGGGGAAACAAAAACGGUUUAUCAUGAUGGCGGUGCUCAGCAAGCAGGCAGCUUGCCCUUAUUGUCGGGGUCUUGUCCAGCCGUGGUCUGCCUGGUCGAAAAGUCAACGCACAAGGCAGUGCCUCAUUUGGCAACGACCAAAUCACCAUUGGCUUUGGCCGGUGAGUUUUGGAAACGGCAACAUUUUGACAAGCACACCUCCCUUCCACGACAAGAGUACUAUCAUGUGGCUAUCAUGCCAUGCCACGACAAGAAGCUAGAGGCUUCACGAAAAGACUUUGAGGAUGAAAGCGGCAAGGAUGUGGAUAUUGUAAUCACGACGCAGGAAUGUAUGAGGCUAAUUCAGGAACUGCUGGAUGUAUCAAUCGACGAUAUAGUGAAAUGCUUCCGUGAAUUACCUCUGGCAACAUUAUCGGAUUGUACGUCGUUCACGAAAGCUGCGGAGCCCGUAUUGAUAGCAGAUUCCAACAGUCACUGUAUCACGACGCUAACCACAGAAGAUGCAGAAAUCUCUUCAAAUGCUGCCUUCACGUUGGGUUCCGGUGGCUAUGCGUCCUUCAUAUUUGCUUAUGCUGCCAAGCGUCUGUUCGGAGUGCAGCUGGAUGCCCACGAAUUGCCCUGGGAACCAGUCGGUCCCGACCAGGCAGGGAGAGUCAGUGCCCGAGUUGCCGCCUCGACUCAGCGACGGCGUGAUUACUAUCACGUGGCACUAUAUAGAAGCCAAGACGGAAAUUUCACAACCAAUGCCAACCUGAGUAGCGAUAGUAAGCCUAUCUUACACUUUGCGAUUGCGUACGGGAUGCAAACGCUUCAGCGUGUUCUUAAGCCAUACACUUCGGAACACUUGCAAUCAGGGAUCGGAUACGACUACGUGGAAGCUAUGGCGUGUCCUAGCGGUUGCGUCAAUGGUGGCGGCCAGAUUCGGACAUCGGCACGGGAGACUCCCACAGAAACUCGGUUUCGCGUUGGUACUACACAAACACUGCUGCGGGUCCCGCAAAUGAACGAGUCGAGCGGUCGCACGCAGUUGGGGGCAGGAAGCUCGCUGCAUACGCGCUAUCACAUUGUACCGCCCUUGCAACAUAGCCUCGGAGCGGCAGCGGGGGUUCCCGUCAAGGAUACACAGUGGUAGGCCGCUCUGCAAAUAGAGAGCUUUAUGUGGAAUAAGUCAACUUAACGAGGUCUCUUCGCGUUAG
Messenger RNA from Phaeodactylum tricornutum CCAP 1055/1, 2039 nucleotides. RefSeq lists its product with no specific name. Bases 92 to 1975 code for a protein of 627 amino acids. Lineage: Eukaryota; Bacillariophyta; Bacillariophyceae; Surirellales; Neidiaceae. The record is from RefSeq and is a predicted model, not a curated record. The transcript has a single exon. Gene Ontology annotation, molecular function: 4 iron, 4 sulfur cluster binding.